Messenger RNA from Hipposideros armiger (great roundleaf bat), 1914 nucleotides. RefSeq names its product serum response factor binding protein 1 (gene SRFBP1). Gene Ontology annotation, biological process: maturation of SSU-rRNA. The transcript has 8 exons. The record is from RefSeq and is a predicted model, not a curated record. NCBI's taxonomy places the organism in Eukaryota, Metazoa, Chordata, Mammalia, Chiroptera, Hipposideridae. Gene Ontology annotation, cellular component: 90S preribosome; nucleus.
AACGACGGAAGAAGUUUGGGCAGAAGAGGCCACCGUUGAGGGGCGUGGCAACGCAAUAUGGCCGACACAGUUCUCGUGCCGGCAGCUGCGGAUCCUCUUCCUACACCGACCAUGGCUCAACCAGGGACUUUGAACCUCAAUAACGAGGUUGUGAAGAUGAGAAAAGAAGUGAAGAGAAUCCGUGUUUUGGUUAUCCGAAAACUUGUCAGGAGUGUUGGCAGACUGAAGUCAAAAAAGGGCACCGAAGAUGCACUGUUAAAAAACCAAAGACGAGCACAGCGAUUGUUGGAAGAAAUUCAUGCCAUGAAGGAAUUGAAACCUGAUAUAGUAACUAAAUCUGCUCUUGGUGAUGAUAUCAAUUUUGAAAAAGUCUGCAAAAAGCCUGACUCUACUGCGACUGAGAGAGCGAUUGCCAGAUUAGCAAUGCACCCUCUUCUGAAGAAAAAAAUAGAUGUGCUAAAAGCUGCUGUCAAAGCCUUUAAAGAUGCAAGACAGAAUGAUGCUGAAGUGGAGCCAUCAAAGAAGGCUACAGAAAAUCAUUCCAAGGACACUUUGUGUUCAAAUGUUGAUGCCAUUAAGUUACAGCAUGAAGGAAUUAAUACCAUUGAGCAAAAAGACAAAGAAACCAAAAUAUUGGCAAAGAAGCCAAUAAAUAAUUCAAAUAAUUCAAAAGAAAAAAUAGCCAAGAUGGAACAGAGACCCAAAGCAGUAGACAUUGCAAAUUCUCCAUCAAAGACUUCUGAAAAGGAUUCUGUCGUUCCUGCCACACUCCAAAAGACACCUGCUGACCCAGUAAUCAAAGCGUUAAAUCAAACCAAAAAAGAGAAAGAGUGUGAUAGCUCACUUGGUAAUAACAGUGAUGGAGAAGAAUUACAUGAAGAAGAGAAGGAGUAUUUUGAUGACAGCACAGAGGAAAGGUUUUACAAACAAUCUUCCAUGUCUGAGGAUAGUGACAGUGGUGAUGACUUCUUCAUUGGAAAAGUCAGACGGACAUGAAAGAAGGAAAGUAGUUGCCAUUCUUCAGUUUUGGAACAAAAAUCCACCAAAAAAGCAUUCUCUGAAGAGGAUAUACUUGAAACUCAUCAGGGUAUAAGAACUGACAAAAACAAGACAAGUACAGAAGUAAAGACGUUUGAAUCAGUGUUUUUCCAUUCUUUAUCUGGAUCUAAAAGCUCUAAAAGGAAUUGCAGAGAACAGGCUCCGAAAAGCAACACCCAGGGUUUUCAGCAAAAUGAACCUCCGUUCAAGAAUCAGUUUAUUAAGAGUGCACUGAGAGGACCUGAAAACCCAAAACAGCAGUCACUGCUGCCCCUUCAUCCUUCAUGGGAAGCAAGCAGGAGGCGAAAAGAGCAGCAAUCUAAAAUCGCCGUGUUUCAAGGGAAAAAAAUUACAUUCGAUGAUUGAUUAGUACUUUUUGCAUACUUUUCCAUCUAAAAAAAUUUUUUUUCUUUCUUUUUUAACCAGCCCAUUGUUUAAACUCGUAUUUGAAUAUAUCUCUUUGGAGGGGGUAUAGAAAUAAGUUUGUUGUUGUCUUUAUUUCUUUUUUUUUAAGUAUGUUCAAGUUAUGUUUACAUAAGCCUUCCACAAAUCAACUACAUAAGUUGAUUUUUUUUUUAAAAAUGCCCAAACUAUUCCCUUUACAAAGGAUUUUGAAAUUAUAAUUCAGUUUUCCUCAUUUGUGCUUAUCAUGAAGUUAUUUCACUGGUUUAGGUCUAUGUUUCUUUGCCUUGAAAAUAAAUAUCAAGAUAUAUUUAAAAUAGUAAUGGGAAAUAUGAGAAAAUUGUAGCUAUUUAAAAUAGAUCACCUUUGCUAAGUUAUUCUUGUUAGCAAAACUAAGAAUAAAAUAGUAACAUUCAUUAUGGGUAUACAAGAUAAUAAAUUAUACAAAUAAAUAUUAAUUUUUAUUAUAAUUUU